This is a messenger RNA of Akanthomyces muscarius, 771 nucleotides long. RefSeq lists its product as uncharacterized. The record is from RefSeq and is a predicted model, not a curated record. The transcript has a single exon. Bases 1 to 771 code for a protein of 256 amino acids. NCBI's taxonomy places the organism in Eukaryota, Fungi, Ascomycota, Sordariomycetes, Hypocreales, Cordycipitaceae.
AUGCAUAACCGGUCCUUAUCAGACACAACGCGGGGCAGCAACCGCAUCUCUGCCACCCCGCCCAUCUUUCCCGGCUUUCUGCUGCCCAGCUUCAAAUUUCCCUCUCUACGUCGCCGCUUCUCCUCAUCAACAUCAUCCGACACAUCUUCCCCCAGCACAUCACCUCCAUCCUCGUCCUCCACCGGCGGCCGCCGCCUCGCGCGCCUGCACCCCGACACGCUCCGCUGCACCGCCUGCUCCGCCGACCUCGCGCUCUCGGCGCAAAUCAUCUCCAAGGGCUUCACGGGCCGCUACGGCCGCGCGCUGCUCGUCGCGCCACCACCUGCAUCCACAGCCUCCGACGAAGACUCGCUGCUCAACAUCCGCAUCGGCCGCCUGGAGAACCGGCAGCUCGUCACGGGGUGGCACGUCGUGGCGGACAUUUCCUGCGGCGCGUGCUCCAAGAAGCUCGGCUGGAAGUACGUCGACGCCAAGGAAAAGUCGCAAAAGUACAAGGUCGGCAAGUACAUACUCGAGACGGAGCGCGUCAUGACGUACCGCAGCUGGGGUGAUGGCGACGGUGACGGCGCGGGGACGGAGGGGCCGGCGGUGGUGGGCGACGGCAUCACAGGAGGUCCGUAUGGCAAUGGGAGCCGCGGGAGCAGCGACAACAUCUCGUUUGACUCGGAGGACGAGGAUGAGUGCGAUGAUAUCUUCGCGGGAACAUGGGAUGCGAGCGCGGUUGCCAGGCGGAGGGCCGAGAUGAUUGCCGCCGUACGCCCAGAUGAGUAA